AUGCUACUGAAGUCUUAUUGAAUCACACCAGGGAAACUGGCCAAUGGCGGUCAAGUGCACAAAAUAUGAGGGGGCUCCUACUCUAUAUAAAGCAGUGCUUGUAUGUCAUCCAAUCUUUUCCUUCAGACAACCUUCUAUUAGAAACAAGAAGCCUAUCAUCAGGAGUACCCACCAUGAUUUACACGCUGCAGCGGACAUGCCUUCUCUUCCCCUGCUGUAUUCCGGUGAGCUUUUUGUCAAGGAUGACCUCUCACGAUUGCUUCUCCUGCACGGAGCCAAUCGAACACUCUGACGGCUACGAAUCGUGCGUCUUCUGCCUGGGUUGCGCACACACAGAGGCGGCGUUUGAGGGAUCGGACUGGAGAUACGACCCUUCGGCCUCUCAGGCUCCAUGUUGCCAUCAUCCAAGGCGAUGAACUCGCCCAAAUAGCUCUGCCGCACUCUUCAGGUGACAAGCUCGCACCUCAGUGUCCACACGCUCCUCACCCCCCUGUUGCAGGUUCCCUUCCAGCGCAAUUCAUGACCGUGGAUCUCUUUCCCUCCCCCAGCAUGCGGGAUAUGAUGUCUUUCAGUGCCAUGGAGUAAACUGAGGAUGAAGAUGAUGCCAUUUUGGUGGCUUUCUCCGUGGCAGGCACUGCAUGUCAUGGUGAUACUCCAUGUGUAUCAGGUAUUCGGCUGCUGUUCGGUGCAAACAUGAGCCAGCAGUGAGGCCAAGACAGCUUUAGCCAAAGCACCAUCAGGGCUCAAAGGGCCAGAGACCCCGUCCUGACAAAGACGGCAGGCCACCAGCACUGCAAUCAAAGCCAUGUUCCUGACACUGUCUCUCGGAGGAGAAGAGCUGCACCCAGCCCAGAAGACGAGCCACUGAAAAAGUCUGCUCGCUCCACUGUGUGAGUUGUCACUGUCCCGAAUAAGGCCGAUGAGUGUGGUUUCAUCAGCAAACUUCAGGAGUUUGACAGAGGGUUUUUUAGAUGUGCAGUCAUUGGCGUAUGAGGAGCUCCAGUGCUGAUUAAAUGGGUGCUGGAUGAGAAUUUUCCCAGCUUCACUAGCUGCUGCCUGUCUGUCAGGAAGCUGUUAAUCAACUGACAGAUGGAGGUGGGCACGGAGAGCUGAGUUAGUCUGGGCAGGAGGAGGUUUAGAAUGAUGAUGUUAAAAGUCCACAAACAGGAUCCUCACACAAGUCCUAGAUCUGUUUAGAUGGUCCAAAAAGUAUUGCAGUAACAUAUUGAAUUGUCCACAGACCUGUUUGCUCUGUAGGUAAACUGAAGAGGAACCAGCAAGGGUUCAGUAAUGUCUUUCAGGAUUCUGAUCUCCACCACACCAGCUGUGUUGUGUUAUUUCCUGAUAUGGGUAGUUCCACCUGUAGAGCAGGGAAAGAUCUGGUGGUAUCUGCUCUUCUACUGUCUCUUCCAAACUCUCCAGACAUGCUUUCAUGUGCCUUACUCAGCUCUGACCAUGUUCAUCAGCACUGAGCUGAAGGAACGAGAUUCAGCCACAGCGUACCGUAUGACUGUAGAGGUGUUGGGUACAGUAAUAGGCACUGCCAUUCAGGGGCAGAUUGUAGGCAUGGCCAACACACCUUGCAUUAACAGCACAUCCCAGACCAACACAUCUAGUCACUCUAUGCAUAUUAAUAACUCUCAGAUCUUACUGGACAACAAAUUAUUUAAUGAGAGGCGUGCGUAUAUGAUUGCAUCUGCAGUCAUAAGUUUGAUCUAUGUUUUGUGUGCUGUUGUGCUGUUUUUUGGAGUGAGAGAGCAGGACAAUCAGAGUGGUUUAAAAGCACAGAAGCAUGUGUCAUUUCAGAAGUCUUUGCGGUUGGUGAUGGGUCAUGGGCCGUAUGUGAAACUGGUGGUGGCCUUCCUCUUCACUUCUCUGGCCUUCAUGCUGAUGGAGGGAAAUUUUGCUGUGUUCAUCAAGUACACACUGGGAUUCAGAGAGGAUUUUCAGAACGUCUUACUGUUAAUCAUGCUGUCUGCCACUCUUACUAUUCCCAUGUGGCAGUGGUUCCUCUGCCGGUUUGGGAAAAAGACAGCUGUAUACAUUGGCAUAACAUGGGCGGUGCCCUUCAUGAUCCUGGUGGUGUGUGUAAACAGUAGUCUCUUGGUGUGCUACAUCGUAUCAGUUGCAGCUGGUGCCAGUGUGGCAGCGGCCUUCCUCCUGCCCUGGUCCAUGCUUCCAGAUGUGGUCGAUGAUUUUAAACUCCAGAAUCCCACCUCUCAAGGGCAUGAAGCUAUUUUCUACUCUUUUUAUGUUUUUUUCAUCAAAUUCGCUUCUGGAGUGUCGCUUGGAAUAUCAACACUUGCAUUAGGCUUUGCAGGUUAUGAGACAGGAGUUUGUGUUCAGUCUGAUUCUGUGAAUCUGACGUUGAGGAUGUUGGUGUCGGCUGCUCCUGUAUCACUUAUAGCUCUGGGGCUGCUCAUCUUUAAAAUGUAUCCCAUCAAUGAAGAACGCAGGCAGUACAACAACAAACAGCUUCAGCUGCUGCUGCAGAACGAAGUACUAGAGACUGAGAUGUAGACCUUGAAGCGCCACAUUACAGCAUGAAAUACCAGCUCUGGCCUACAGAGGGCGCCAAAACACAUCUUAACCGCUGCCAUGAGGAAAUCUAUCGGCUGAUCUUUCAGGGACAGAACUUUCCUCAAAUGGAACACUGAAGGAUGCUUAACCUUUGAAAAAAAAAUCUGCACUGCUGUUAUGAACGCUACUAUAACUAACUAACUAAAAUAUAGUAUUUGCUGGUUUCACUAACACGAACAGCUCUCCCUGGUCAACAAAGGGAUACUUGUAUGAUAAAUAUGAGGUACAAAUCUAACCACUACGUAUACAUCACAUAUUCUUGUAAAUAUAUUUUCUCAUUUGAGACUAUAGAUUUAUAUUUUGUUUUCUGAAUGUGAAGGAUAUGUUGAGUUGCAAUUGUUUGAGGACGUGUUUCAGUUUGUUGAAGAAUUUUUGGUUUGUUUUUGCACUUGGGUUGAAAAAUUGGUAUAAUAUAUAUAUAUAUAUAUAAAAACCUUUAAUUUUUUUUUCAAAGACAAUC
This is a messenger RNA of Carassius gibelio (silver crucian carp), 3040 nucleotides long. RefSeq names its product sodium-dependent lysophosphatidylcholine symporter 1-A-like. Gene Ontology annotation, biological process: carbohydrate transport. The record is from RefSeq and is a predicted model, not a curated record. Gene Ontology annotation, cellular component: membrane. NCBI's taxonomy places the organism in Eukaryota, Metazoa, Chordata, Actinopteri, Cypriniformes, Cyprinidae. The transcript is spliced from 12 exons. Gene Ontology annotation, molecular function: lysophospholipid:sodium symporter activity. Bases 1291 to 2520 code for a protein of 409 amino acids.